CGUUGUAAGAUUGUCAGAGAGACGGGACAACUUUCCAGACUGAACACAGAGAUCUCCUUGUCUAUCAGACUUUUUGGGGGUUUAGAUGAGACGUCAUUGUUUCAUUUCCGCGUAAUUGGUGUAUUUGUGAACCUUCGCUCCAUUCCCAACCCACGGAUGAGCUCUCUGGAGGAAAGAUGUUGGAUUCAAAGGAUUCGAGAUUAACGAUGACGCCCAAUCACAAGAUUUCCUUCUCUAUAGUAGAUAUAUUGGAUCCGAAGAAGUUUAAUAGUAAGAGGGAGAGAGAACUUUGCGUCGUGAAGGAGACGUACCCUGCGCUCAACGGUGAUGGAGCAAGUUUGGAGUUGGACGCUUGCGAAGAGGGACAACACCAAGUUGAGCACUCCAAAACCGGAGAGAGAGCUGGACUCCCUGCCCGGUCAGAGGCGGACCCGCUGGUGCUACUGUCCCAAUCGAGUGAACCCGCAGAGCCGAAUCUCUUCGAGGAACAGGGGGACGAGGCAGACGGAGAGAGUUGCGGUAGCAGCCCCGAGACGGAAGCGGGUCAUGACCCCUCACACCUUAAGCGUCGACGCUCGGACCAGCUCUGCGCCAACAAGCCCAGACGCGCCAGAACCGCGUUUACGUACGAACAACUGGUGGCGCUGGAAAACAAAUUCCGAGCCACCCGCUACUUGUCCGUGUGCGAGAGACUGAACCUGGCCCUAUCCUUGAGUCUGACCGAGACCCAGGUUAAAAUCUGGUUCCAGAACCGAAGAACCAAGUGGAAAAAGCAGAACCCCGGGGCGGACAGCACCCUGCAGCCCAGCGCUCUCAGCGUUGGUAACGGGGCUCCUAGUUGUGGAGCGAGGACUGCCAACUACCACCAAACUUACCCGGCCUUCAGCUCUGGGAAUAUGAUGUUUCACACGGCCGGGACUGUUCCUCUUUCGUCCACUGGAGGGCUCUUGCAUCCUUUUAUACCUAGCUUCCUUCAACCACAAUACUUUGCUCCACAUUUAUGAAAAAAAACGUAUAAACUGGUGACACACUGUACAAUUGGAAAUACAAUUAGCUGAACUAAUUGAAUGGACACAAAAGUACACUACACUGUAUAUAGCUGUAUAUGGAAAUGGAUGGAUGGAAAAGGAUGGACAUAUUAUAUUCAUUAUGCCAGAAUUUGGACUGGGCCACGUGAAGAUAACUGCUAUUCAUUCAUUCAUCAUUGUGUCCUCAAAGGAUUAUUCUGGUAAUUCUGGUCAAAUGUAUGAACAUAUGCCUACAUCUUUUCCACAGAGGUCAAGGUUCUUGAGAGCAAAGGACAAAGUCAAGAGACUAUCUUCUAACUGUUUUGCAAUGUAUUUUUGUGACACAGGAAAGCAGAGGUGCUGUACGUCAUUGUGUUCACUGAGCAGAACCAACUGUUUAAUAUAAUCUAUACUCUCCCCUCACAAGUCACAUUUGAUCCUGCAACCGCCCAACACUAUGUAUCCCAACAGCGCAUGAGUAGCUAAUUUAUUUGUCCAUUUUAUUUUAUUUUGCAUUUAAUAAAGAGUGUUAAUUAAAGACCUUAAUGUAAAACCUUCUGUGUUGUUUAUAAAUAUGUUUG
Molecule: messenger RNA, 1588 nt
Organism: Gadus macrocephalus (Pacific cod)
Lineage: Eukaryota; Metazoa; Chordata; Actinopteri; Gadiformes; Gadidae
Product: NK1 transcription factor-related protein 2-like
Exons: 2
Coding region: 177-1004 (275 amino acids)
Biological process (GO): cell differentiation; regulation of transcription by RNA polymerase II
Cellular component (GO): nucleus
Molecular function (GO): RNA polymerase II cis-regulatory region sequence-specific DNA binding; DNA-binding transcription factor activity, RNA polymerase II-specific
Source: RefSeq, a predicted model, not a curated record